CAAACAUACAGAUUAAUCACUGGCUUCUUCUGCUUCUUUAUAGAAUCGUUUAUAUCAUUCAAAGCAAUCAUGAAUUAGGCAAAAAUAACUGAUAGAUUUAAAAGAUCUAAGGUUUGUGUCUACGUGUGCAUGCAAAACAAUUAGAGAAAAGAAAAAAAACAUUUUCCAACAUGAAGCUAUGCUACUGAAGCUAAUUAUUAUUCGUAAAAGGUAUUCAUGCCAAAAUUGUUUAAAAUAAAAAGCUAUAAAAAUUGUCUAAUAUAUGUCACCAACUGAUUAGUAUUAUUCUAAUAUUAUCUAAAUUAUCACAAAAUGAGUGAACGAAAAGCUGUCAUUAAAAAUGCUGAUAUGAGUACUGAAAUGCAAGAAGAUGCUGUACAUGUAGCUGCUAGUGCUUUAGAUAAAUAUGAUGUGGAAAAAGAUAUAGCUGCUUAUAUCAAGAAAGAUUUUGAUCGUAGGCAUCAUACUACAUGGCAUUGUAUAGUUGGACGACAUUUUGGAAGCUAUGUAACACAUGAGACCAAUAAUUUCAUAUACUUCUACUUGGAUGAUCGUGCCUUCUUACUCUACAAAUCCGGAUGAAAAGAUUAAAUACUAUGAAGUCAUUCAAACAAAGAGUUAUGAAUCCACCAAACUGUUUGUUAAUGUUUUUAUUUCAACGCAUUGAUGCAUUCAUUAUCAGUGUAUGAGUGAAAUAAAUCUGAUAGGUUUUAAAUGAAACAUUGAUAUUUUCCUAUUUUUUAAUUGUUUAUUUUACUUCAUUUUAUCACUGAGGUUGUAAUUUGUGAUUUAUACAAUCAUAUGUUACACAGUUUUAGUGAACAUUAUUUUUUUAAUGAACAAUUAUUUCACUUAGUUGAAUGAGGCAUCGGUAAAACGAAUACCCCUGGUUAUGAAAAGUAUCUAAAUAAAACCAACAACAUAGAAUUCGAAUAAGGAGAGAAUGUUUUCUGACUUACACUAGAACGGACGAUUAAGAACUUCACAUCAAAAAUAACAAACUGAUAGGAUAUCAUAAAGUUUUGCGUAAAUGUAAAUAUUACUGUAUAACAAUGUCAGACUUUACCUGAAUAAGUUUUGCCCAUAAUGCAGUUAUACUUUACCACACUGCACAAGUUCUAUUCUUAUACAAAUGUAAAGGAAAUCACAUUUUC
Molecule: messenger RNA, 1154 nt
Organism: Trichobilharzia szidati
Lineage: Eukaryota; Metazoa; Platyhelminthes; Trematoda; Strigeidida; Schistosomatidae
Source: the annotation of a GenBank genome assembly